This is a messenger RNA of Phytophthora sojae, 219 nucleotides long. RefSeq lists its product as hypothetical. The transcript has a single exon. The record is from RefSeq and is a predicted model, not a curated record. NCBI's taxonomy places the organism in Eukaryota, Oomycota, Peronosporomycetes, Peronosporales, Peronosporaceae. The annotation marks the transcript as partial.
GUGCUUGAGUGGCUGAAAACGAACCGCACGGAAGGCUGCACGAAUAUGGCAAUGCACAUUGCAGCAGUUUCGAGAAAUUUGCCCGUCAUGCGAUGGCUUUGCGAAAUAACUACGGCGAGACCUUCACCGCAGGCGAUGGAUAAUGCUGCCAGUGACGGUCGGUUCGAUAUUGUCAAGUGGCUUCACGGGGCGGGGGGGGGUUGUACGUCCGAGGCUAUG